AUGCCUCGCCAGAUCAUCACUAUCCAGGUCGGGCAAUAUGGCAACCAGAUUGGCAUGGAGUUCCGGAAGCAGCUCUGCCUCGUGCACGGUAUCGGCAAGAACGGUCUCCUCGAAGAUUUCGCCACUCAGGGUGGUGACAAGGAGGAUGUUUUCUUCUAUCAAGCUGAUGAUCAACACUACAUACCGAGAGAUCUUUUAAUGGACUUGGAACCAAGGGUAAUCAAUGGUAUCCAAAACAGUGUAUACAGAAACUUUUACAACCAUGAAAACGUUUUUGUCUCAGAUCAUGGUGGUGGUGCUUGGAACAACUGGGCUAGUGGUUAUCAUCAAGGUGAACAAGUUGUAGAUGAUAUCAUGGAUAUGGUUGACAGAGAAGCUGAUGGAAGUGAUAGUCUUGAAGGAUUUGUAUUAUGCCACUCGAUUUCUGGAGGAACAGGGUCAGAUCCUUUUCUUGUCAAAUUGGAAUUCUGA
Molecule: messenger RNA, 471 nt
Organism: Zingiber officinale
Lineage: Eukaryota; Viridiplantae; Streptophyta; Magnoliopsida; Zingiberales; Zingiberaceae
Product: tubulin gamma-2 chain-like
Exons: 4
Coding region: 1-471 (156 amino acids)
Biological process (GO): meiotic spindle organization; microtubule nucleation; cytoplasmic microtubule organization
Cellular component (GO): cytoplasm; gamma-tubulin complex; spindle
Molecular function (GO): GTP binding; structural constituent of cytoskeleton
Source: RefSeq, a predicted model, not a curated record